GGAGCGGCGGUCCAGGUGCUCUAGCCAACCGUGUGCUCAGACGUUCAUCAGAAGAAGAUAGUGGGCCGGAGGAAAGUGUGCGUGUGGGGUAUCGCGAAGGGCAGGGCGCAAUCACAGACGGGUUAUUGUUCCGAUUCAACCGCUGCCUCCUCGCGGUCUCCUCACCCAGAGUCUUCACUCGCAUCCCAUGGGCUUGGAAAAUACCGUGCUUCUGAGAUAGGCUACAGCUGAGCUCCCGUGCGCGUGCGAUGUUUAAGAAGAGCAAGAGCAAAGUUCUGGUGGAUGAAGCGUCGGAGGAGGACGACGUGUCGUGGCAUCACGAGCGCGCGAGAAAGGAUAAAGACGCUGAGGGAACAGAGGAAGUUCUGAGCCCCUCAACAAAGGAUUCAAAGUUGAAAAAAGUGAAAUCGAAGCGAGAAAAGGGAGACAAGAAGCUGUUUCCGUCUCAGGACGAUGAGCACAUCUUGCUGACAGGAGUCACUGUCUCUCACAGAAGAGGGUCUGCUAAGAAAAACUGGGAGGACGACAAGAGUAAAGCCAACCCAGAAAAAGACAAAGCGCACUGUCUGUGGGACAGCAUCACAAUGACGAUGAAGCAGAUCACACCCACGAGGAAGAUCGACAAAAUUGAGGGCUGGGAGCCGCCUCAGCUGAAUGACGCCAUGGAGGAGGUAAAAAACGAGCCGGAGAAGAAGAGGAGUGACUCUUCCCCGCUGUCCUCCCCUCUGUCACUGUCUCUGCCGCAUUCUCUGGGUUUGCCAUCCUGGGUUGGCUUGGGUUCGGAGGAGGACUCGUCUCGGUAUGCUAGUCUGACUGAAUCACAGACGGGCGGCCCUGCCCAGUGGGCGGCUCGGGCACGAGAUAAAUUAGCCGCCGUUCGUCGCCGAAGUCCAGCCAGCCUAUCAGAGAGUAACUGGGAGGGGCUCAAAUGAUUCCAUAAUAAUAUCUGUGAGGAUGGCCACACCCCCUUGUAUACCAACUCUAAUUGGACAGCCCACCGAUGUGAAGAGUAGGACCCUCAGACCAAGAGUGCCUGCUUCCAACGCCUGUCAGCAAUUUGUCACUUUUCCGUUUGAUAUAAACUGUGCGUCCAACUUUCGAAUGGAUCUCCUUCAGAGAAAUCGCUGGAUGCAGUUAAUCACCUUGCUGUUUUGUACAUGUCUUUUAUAGCCUUUAAAAGUGAUUUAAACACUCAAAGGGAGACUUCAACCAAAAACUGAAAAUCAUUUAUUCACCCUCACGUCAUUCCAGAUCUUAUUAAAAAUAAGUUCUUCAAACCUAUUUUAUUAAACACACAAAAGAUGAAGAUUAGCAGAAUCCCAAGAACUAAGCCUCAGUCAGACGCCAUAUUGAUGCCGUAUAAACAAGGCUGUGAGGGACAGACUUUACUGUAGUAUGUACUGUAUACAAGCCGUACAGGUCAUUCGAAACCGUUUUGAAGUUUUUGUCUGACAAACCCUUUUUAGAAAGACGUUUCGAAGGCCUAACAAGCAGCGUGUUUUUAAAUAGCAGUAAAAUACUACUACUAUCCCUCACUAUUCAGUUUCCAUCCAUGUUAGAAAAUAAAUAUGACGCUAUCCGUUCAAAAGACACGGUAGCUGCUACAAUGGCAACAAAGUAUUAUAAAUAUACUCUAAAUUACAGUCCAGAUAUUAUGUGAGAAACAGCCUAUGCCGCUGAAUACAGCAAUAAGUCUUCAUUCAUCCUUUUCCAGUCACUGUAUGAAAAGUCAUGAUAUUCUGCUAAACGUCUCCUUUACACAGAAUAAAAUCAUUUUGGAUGACGUAAGGGUGAAUUAACGACGAUAGAAUGUUAAUUCGUAGGUGAACUGUCUCUUUAAAUCCACGUUUUAUUAGCACACACUGCAGUACUCUUCAUCACAGCCGUAUACUCCUGAGGAGAUCUCGAUGGUUUUGUAUGUAAAGCAUGAAUCUUCGAUUCACUUGCGUCUGGUCGUUAAUUUAUUCCGCUAUGUAGUUGAAAAGUGAAUGUGAAACGAUGUACAAACGCCUUCCACCGAUCAGUGUAGAUUUACUGCCUGCUGAUUCACAAUCAUAAUGUACUGUAAUUACUCUAUGCAAUGAUUUUCCUGCUGUAAUCCCAAACUACUUGCCAUUCAUGCUUACAAUUUAUUCAACUUACUGUGGCUUAAUAAGACAUACAGGGAACCGUUUUAAAUUGAGUGUGUGAGCUCGGUCCCGUCGCUGGAGCUUUAAUAAAACAGAUAAUUAGUUAUUGUAUCCAUUUGGGGAAAAAAAGGAUCGAAACAGGUUGGAUGAGUAUCCAUAUUUCCUACGGUAACAAUUACUGUUACGAUAUUUGAAGCCUUCCAAAGACCUCAAUAGCUGUGCCGAUUUAUCAUGAAGUAUUGUUCUUCGCGUGCCUCGAUUUAAAAUUAAUUUUGUAGCGCGAGCGUGUUAACAUGUUAUUUUCUUCCAUCACCCCCAACACAAUAAAAAGGACAAUCAUCAUUUAUAAGUCUAAUAUAAAAUGUAUUUUACAACCAUUUGGCCGCACCAUUGAACUGCCCAAGAUCUUUGUUUGUAAGAAGAACAUGUCUAAGUGUCUUAUUGCUGAUUUUAGAAGAUUAUUUAUAAUCGGAUUCUGAAAGUAAGUGGGUUUGCUGCUCUUGUUCAUAUAGUAGCUUUAAGUAAUUAGUCUACCAAUGUGUUUAACUUUGAAAGAUGAUUAUAAAUUGUUAGUUUGAGAUUUUGCUCUUUAUAUUUGGGGCCUUUGUGAGAAUCUUAUUUUGAUUUUUAUCUUGAUACUACUGAAUUAUUACUUUUUCUGUAUUAUGAUUUAAAUGCAAAUAAUAAAAUGACGUUGCAGGGGUUCAGAUGAGUUGCUGAAUCUGAAUAAAAAGUUGUACUCGC
Puntigrus tetrazona (Sumatra barb) is the source of this 2873-nucleotide messenger RNA. RefSeq lists its product as uncharacterized. Gene Ontology annotation, cellular component: nucleus; cytosol. Lineage: Eukaryota; Metazoa; Chordata; Actinopteri; Cypriniformes; Cyprinidae. The transcript has 4 exons. The coding region runs from base 249 to 932 and encodes 227 amino acids. The record is from RefSeq and is a predicted model, not a curated record. Gene Ontology annotation, biological process: spermatogenesis.